CAUCCCUAGACUCACUCCAUCCUCUGGCCACCAUGGGACCAGGACACCUUUGCCUGCAUUCUGGGUUUGCACACUUUUGCCAAGACAGGGAUUUUGUUCCCAGGAGGCACUCCUGGGCGCAUGGGAGCUCCGCAUUCAAAGCAGCAAAGAAAACCUGGACCCCUGAAACAGGGCCACCGGGGCCACCAAAGAAAUUGGAGAACAACCAGGAGGAGGAACUACUUGAAGGACGCAAGGGAGAUUGCUCGUGUCUUAGAUGAUGAGGGCAGCAACCUGAGGCAGCAGAAGCUUGACCGGCAGCGGGCCCUGCUGGAGCAGAAGCAAAAGAAGAAGCGCCAGGAGCCCCUGAUGGUGCAGGCCAAUGCCGAUGGGCGGCCCCGGAGCCGGCGGGCCCGGCAGUCGGAGGAGCAGGCCCCUCUGGUGGAGUCCUACCUCAGCAGCAGUGGCAGCACCAGCUACCAAGUUCAGGAGGCCGACUCACUUGCCAGUGUGCAGCUGGGAGCUGCCCAACCAACAGCACCAGCCUCAGCCAAAAGAACCAAGGCAGCAGCCGCAGCGGGGGGCCAGGGUGGGGCCUCUAAAAAGGAGAAGAAGACGAAGCACAAAGGCACUGGUGGGCAAGCAGCACUGGCAGAAGACAAGUCUGAGGCCCGAGGCCCCGUGCAGAUCCUGACUGUGGGCCAGUCAGACCACGCCCAGGACGCGGGGGAGACGGCAGCUGGUGGGGGCACGCAGCCCAGCGGGCAGGACCUCCGUGCCAUGAUGCAGAGGAAGGGCAUCUCCAGCAGCAUGAGCUUUGACGAGGAAGAGGAGGAUGAGGAUGAGAACAGCUCUAGCUCCUCCCAGUUAAACAGCAACACUCGCCCCAGCUCUGCCACUAGCAGGAAGUCCGUCAGGGAGGCAGCCUCAGCCCCUAGCCCAACAGCCCCAGAGCCACCAGUGGAUAUUGAGGUCCAGGAUCUUGAGGAGUUCGCGCUGAGGCCAGCCCCCCAGGGUAUCACCAUCAAGUGCCGCAUCACGCGGGACAAGAAGGGGAUGGACCGGGGGAUGUACCCCACCUACUUUCUGCAUAUGGACCGUGAGGAUGGAAAGAAGGUGUUCCUCCUGGCGGGAAGGAAGAGAAAGAAGAGUAAAACUUCCAAUUACCUCAUCUCUGUGGACCCAACAGACUUGUCUCGAGGAGGGGACAGCUACAUCGGGAAACUGCGGUCCAACCUGAUGGGCACCAAGUUUACCGUUUAUGACAAUGGAAUCAACCCUCAGAAGACAUCAUCCUCUACUUCAGAAAGUGGAACUUUGCGUCAAGAGCUGGCAGCUGUGUGCUACGAGACAAACGUCUUAGGCUUCAAGGGGCCACGGAAGAUGAGUGUGAUUGUCCCAGGCAUGAACAUGGUUCACGAGAGAGUCUCCAUCCGGCCCCGCAACGAGCAUGAGACACUACUAGCACGUUGGCAGAACAAGAACACGGAAACUAUCAUCGAGCUGCAAAACAAGACACCUGUCUGGAAUGACGACACACAGUCCUAUGUACUCAACUUCCAUGGGCGUGUCACGCAGGCCUCCGUAAAGAACUUCCAGAUCAUCCAUGGCAAUGAUCCGGAUUACAUCGUGAUGCAGUUUGGCCGAGUAGCAGAGGAUGUGUUCACCAUGGAUUACAACUACCCGCUGUGUGCACUGCAGGCCUUUGCUAUUGCCCUGUCCAGCUUCGACAGCAAGCUGGCCUGCGAGUAGAGGCUUCCUCGUGCCCUUUGGG
This is a messenger RNA of Trichechus manatus latirostris (Florida manatee), 1753 nucleotides long. It is a transcript of the gene TUB, whose product is annotated as TUB bipartite transcription factor. The transcript has 13 exons. Gene Ontology annotation, cellular component: cilium. Bases 121 to 1731 code for a protein of 536 amino acids. Gene Ontology annotation, biological process: protein localization to cilium. The record is from RefSeq and is a predicted model, not a curated record. Lineage: Eukaryota; Metazoa; Chordata; Mammalia; Sirenia; Trichechidae.